This is a messenger RNA of Suillus subaureus, 1284 nucleotides long. RefSeq lists its product as uncharacterized. The transcript has 6 exons. The record is from RefSeq and is a predicted model, not a curated record. NCBI's taxonomy places the organism in Eukaryota, Fungi, Basidiomycota, Agaricomycetes, Boletales, Suillaceae. Bases 1 to 1284 code for a protein of 427 amino acids.
AUGUCUAGCAUAUGGGAUAUGACAGACAAGGGGAAAGGUAAGGCCAUUGAUGCUGACCCAGAGCCCGAGGUGGAAGGGAGCCAGAAGAGGAAGUCUCCCAUGAUUUCAGGACUCUCCUCCCAACUGCCAAAGUCUGCGAUGAAGACUCACAAGUGUGUGAAGUCCUCUUGCUGGGUGAUGUCCAAGCCCCUAGUGGACUCAGAAGAUGAGGAAGAUGUGGGUAUUCAGCCAUUUUCAGGUGGAGUGCUGGAUGUCAUCCUUCCCCAGCUCUCCAAUUUGCCUAGAUCACCCCAGGUUCUGACCAAAAAGCCCUUUGGCCCUGCUACAGUGAUUGCCAGCAGUCACCUGGCAGUCAUCAAGCCCUCCCAGCCAACUCCUGAAAGCCCGGUGGAGGCACCCCCAGUCAUCAAUGGAGGUGAUAUUCUCAUUCCCAGACCAGUUUGCACCAAGCUAAACUGGGACUGCGCAACUCAGUUGGACAAGAGGACCAGGAAUCCAUUGACUAUGGGUACCCUGCUGAAAUGUGUUUGUGAAUCCUCUACCACCUGGAACACAAGGUCCAGGACGCCCUCCAAGGCUCCCUCCAAAGCUCCCCCCGCCUCCCAAUCCAAGGCCCGGACUCACAGUCAGUCUCAUGGCAAGUCUGGAACUCCAGGUGUUGCAGCUGUGACAACCCCCAAGACCCAGACAUGUGGUCACAGCAAGACCAUCACUGCUGUCAAGGCACCUGCACCUGCACCAGCUCAUAAGUCACCCAAUUCAGCAGUGCCUGCUCCAGCACCCGGUUUGGCAGUCCCUGCUGCAGCACUUGACCUGCCCAUGCUGGAUCUCCAUGCCAUGGCAAUUGCAAUUCGGGAUGGCACAGCUCGCAUUGCCAUUCUCGAGACUCGUGUGGCAGAGCAGGACGGUAAGAUUGAUACCCUGCAAUGCCUCCAUGAAGGCCUUAGGCACAAAAUCAUCGACCAGCACCCUGCAUUCCCACUUCCCAAACCUCCAGCCAAUGCAACAUCCUUGUUGCUUGAUCAAUCCAUCCCCCCCUCCAUGUCACCAUCCACAUCUGCACUCCCUCCUCUCAUUGAUCUCUUGAUUGGAGAGAUGAUGCCCGCACCCCUGAAAUUUGAGGAUGCCUCUGCCAUUGAGGGCCUCCUGUUUGAGUACAACCAGGUUGUUCAACCAGAGGUUCCAGAUAUGUCCAGCGAAAUUGUGGACCUGGGUGAUCCAGGCAACCUGGUCCCAGAAUAUGUGUUACGAACUAGGAUGGUCGUAACAACAACGGCUCAAUAA